Molecule: messenger RNA, 1005 nt
Organism: Vollenhovia emeryi
Lineage: Eukaryota; Metazoa; Arthropoda; Insecta; Hymenoptera; Formicidae
Exons: 3
Coding region: 199-618 (139 amino acids)
Biological process (GO): positive regulation of voltage-gated potassium channel activity; sleep; regulation of synaptic transmission, cholinergic
Source: RefSeq, a predicted model, not a curated record
AGUAACAUCUCAUCACGUCAAUUUGCCCUGCAAAGAUACAAUAGCGUACACGUUUCGCAUUAUUGUGCGCUGCUAACCACGUGCUCCACGUCGCGACGUCCGUCCAUUUGAUUAUCAUAGAUAAGAUAUCUCGUGCGAGGAGCGUAUUUUAAGAAAUCUCUUUCUUAAUUCUUUCUCUCCCGAAGAACGUUCUUCAACAUGAUCCGAACGUUCUCAUUCGCGAUUGUACUGUCUGGCUUUUUGCAUACGAUGGUUUACUCACGAGAGGAGUAUUUGUGGUGUUACGAUUGCAACACGGACUUAAGGCAUGGACAUAAAAGAGAUUGCAACGACCCUUACACACCCGGUGCUCUCGAUUUGGUCGCCUGCCCUCGGAAUGAGUCUCAUCAGUGCCACAAAAGUAUCAUAUUAUAUAGAAAUAUUUUGGUGACGGUACGAGCCUGCGUGUCAUCGCGUCAGAUCAGCGAAUACUGUAACUACGGAGACAGUUUCCCGCAUUCGAACAUCGACUGUUAUUUCUGCAAGGAAAACUCCUGUAAUAGCCACGAAUUAUUCAAUCCUGCGCCAGAAUGGUGUCUCGGACUUGUCGCAACCAUUUUGUCAUGGAUACUAACAUAGAGACACGUAGCUAAUUGAAAUUUUACGAAACUCAUUGACGUAUUAUUAAGUUUAAUUCUACGUACACGUGAUAACAAUGUGACAAGCUCCGAAAUGUUUAUGCCCGCUCGACGACAUCUUCACGCCCGACAAAGUCGGUUUUCAAAACGCAAUUGACGGAUAUAAAAGAAAAUUAUAAGAUACUUAUAUAAUUCUUUAAAAUAAAAAUGUCCUUGAAAAAAAUACUAAAUUGGAAAACCGUGUUUCAGCUGCAAUUACUUGUCGUCUCUCUCGCAAAUAAUUUGUAAAAGGUGACUUUAUCAAUUAUAUGAGACAUUUUACAAUUGAAUAAAUAAGAUUGGCUACCGGAAAAGAUUAAUAAAUCUACUGCACAGUGAUGAAUAAGAA